This is a messenger RNA of Girardinichthys multiradiatus, 4227 nucleotides long. RefSeq names its product kelch-like family member 22 (gene klhl22). The record is from RefSeq and is a predicted model, not a curated record. Gene Ontology annotation, biological process: protein monoubiquitination; proteasome-mediated ubiquitin-dependent protein catabolic process; positive regulation of TORC1 signaling. Gene Ontology annotation, cellular component: Cul3-RING ubiquitin ligase complex; cytosol; mitotic spindle. Lineage: Eukaryota; Metazoa; Chordata; Actinopteri; Cyprinodontiformes; Goodeidae. The coding region runs from base 308 to 2227 and encodes 639 amino acids. Gene Ontology annotation, molecular function: protein binding. The transcript is spliced from 8 exons.
UAAAAAUAUAAACAAACUUGUUUUGACCUGUCAGGAAGAAAUCAUCCUUCCUGUAUUAUAAGCAAGUAUUUUCUGUUUAAGCUACUGUUUCAGAGCGGCUUUUUUCUUUAAUGACACGGCAACGUUUCUGCCUAUUAAUCCUGCUCUGUAUCUUAAACCGGGGGAAACUGUGUGCAUCGCCUGUCAAAUGACACAUCAAAAAUCAGCUCUCAUAUGUCUCUAGCUGGACCUCCUCUUCCUGUUUGUUAGCAGUCCGCGUCCAGCUGUGAAACAACCGCAUUAUGGUGCUGCCAGGCAGGUGAAAGGGAUGAAACCUAAAGGUCACUGGUUUAUAAUGGCUGAGAACGGACGGGAGCUGAUUUGUUCGGUUAGACAGGCUGGCUCCUCGGGUCGUCCGGACCGACAGAUGUUCAAGAGUUGGACUCACUUCCCCAGCUUGAUGGACGGCAUCCACACCCUGAGACAGAGCGGAACCCUGUCCGAUGUUGUGCUGCUGGUGGAGGGUCGGUCCAUCCAAGCCCACCGUGUACUUCUGGCUGCCUCUUGUGAUUAUUUCAGGGGCAUGUUUGCUGGAGGCCUGCGUGAAAUGCAGCAGGAUGAGAUUCCUAUUCAAGGAGUAUCCUACACAGCCAUGAAAAAAAUUCUCGAUUACAUCUACACUUCUGAGAUCGAGUUAGACCUGGAGAAUGUUCAGGAGAUUCUGAUAGCUGCAACGCUCUUUCAGCUUGAAAAUGUCAUCAGCUUCUGCUGUGACUUCCUGUUCUCCUGGCUGGAUGAGAGCAACAUUUUAGAGGUCCUUCACUUGGCUGAUGUCUAUGGACUUGAACAUCUCAAAGCCAAGGUCCACUCGUACAUCCUCAGGAACAUUCAGACUUUGUCUCGGACAGACGUUUACCGCCAACUCCCUGAGGAGGAUGUCUUCAUGGUGCUGAGCAGUGAUGAGCUUCAGGUGGCCAGUGAGAAUGAGGUGUACGAGGCUGCACUUCACUAUCACUACAGCCCUGAGGAGGUGGAAACUGACCAGGUUGACUUACAGGUCAGUCAAAAGGACAACUUCAGGAUGCUUGAUGCGGUCCGGUUCAGCCUAAUUGAGAAGGAAGUGUUGCAGAGACUCCACAGCAGACUGGACUCAUGUCCGCUGAAGGACUCCAUUUCAGCGGCCCUAAGAUACCACGAACAUGAGUUGUGGCAGCCCGUCCUGCAGAGCCACCUCACUCAGCCACGAUCCAUCUUCCACUGUAUCCUUGGUUUUGGGGGGAUGUUCAGCUCCAGCUCCUUUGUAGAUGCAGAGCACAUGUUCCAGGUGUACCACCCAAGCUGGAGUGAGUGGAGAACUCUCCAAGCAGCUCACGCUCCUCGAAUGUCCAACCAGGGCAUCGCCGUGCUUAACAACUUUGUUUACCUUAUUGGAGGAGAUAAGAACAACAGUGGCUUUCGUGCAGAGAGUCGUUGCUGGAGAUAUGACCCUCGUCACAACAGCUGGUGCUCCAUCCAGCCUCUGCAGAAGCAACAUGCCGACCACUGCGUUUGUGUGGUGGGCGGCCAUAUUUAUGCCAUCGGUGGGCGUGAUUACAGGAGUGAGCUGGAUUCCGUGGAGCGCUACGACCCGAGCACCAACAAGUGGGAGUUUGUUGCUCCGAUGAGGAAAGAAGUGUAUGCUCACGCUGGAGCGGUGGUAGACGGCAGGAUUUAUAUAACAUGUGGCCGUCGAGGAAUGGCGUACCUUAGAGAGACCUACUGUUUUGACCCUGCACCCAAUCACUGGACAGCGUGCGCAGAGGGGCCAUUGGAGCGGGCGUGGCACGGCAUGGCCGCUGUGAAUGGGCGCGCGUACGUCAUCGGAGGUAGUAAUGAUGAUAGUGGAUAUCGGCGUGAUGUCCUGCAGGUAGCAUGCUUUGACCCCACAGCAAACUCUUGGUCUUUAUUGACCCCCCUCCCAUCUGGACAUGGAGAACCCGGCAUAGCUGUGCUGGACAGCCGCAUCUACGUCUUGUGCGGGCGCUCCCACGAUAAAGGCAACAGGAUGAAGUACGUUCACGUGUACAACACAGACACAGGAGAGUGGGAAAACGAGACUGAAUUUAGAGAGCAUGUCUCUGGCCUGGCUGCCUGUGUUGCACUCAUGCCCCCUGCUGUGAUCGCUCAGGCCCGAGGCUGGGAGCAGCACACCAAGGCUUCAUCAGAUAAUGCAGACAUAGACAACUCAGAGGAAUCCAGUGAGGACUGAAAUGAAGUCAUCAGUUUUCCUGCAUUUUCUUAUCCAAAACAUGAAACAGCACUUUUAAGGGACAGUGGUGCAUUGAUGACGUUUAGUGCCUCUGAAUGAGUUUCGUUCAGCACCUCUGUACACUUUUUGUUACUUCUCAAAUUCAUGGUACCACACUCCAUCCAGAUAUCCCAGUCGGCUGAAACAUUCAUCCCAACUUUGAUUCUCCUGUCUUUAUUUUAUCCUUAUUUUUUUUUUUUUUUUCUAUGUCUUUGCAAUGUGUAUCAUAAAAAACAACAGGCUUAAUUGCACAAACUAUUCAGAGGGAGGUUAAAUUCUGCUGCCAGCUUUUAUUCUUUCAAGACAGCUUUUUAAGAUUCAAAAUCAGAGUCAGGUCUGAAACGUUUUAGAGGCACCAGGUAUUGUUUCUGCGUUUGCUUCAUGAGGGUUAUUGCAACGAUCGGUUGUAGUUUUUGCUAUAACUAAAAGGACUUCACCUUGAAAUGCAUAAUUGUGCCUUGUUUUGUGAUCACUUCCUGUAUAUUUGAUGAUAUCUGAGUGAGAAGAAAUUAGCCUUAGAUCAAAAUGGCAAUGGCUCACCGUGGAGGCCACAAUGUUUCAGGAGGUUUAUCUCAACUCACAUUUUGUUGCCUUGCCUGUGAAUCACGUCUUUGUGUAAUCAAACACAAAUUUAUAAAAUGCUUUUCCACUCAUACCAACCACUCAAAGCGUUUUAGAGCCACAUUCACCCAAUCGCACUCAUAAACGAGCACACAUUCAUACACCAAUCUCCUGUGAGAAACAAACUUCUCGUUGAUUAACAUUUUCAAAAAGUACUUUUUGACAAGCCUCAUUGGAGAGAUUAUUCUAAAUUAUUGCAUAUGAGCUAUCAGGACUGAUGACAUUGUAGUUUGUUGUCUAUAAGCAGUUGAUCACUUUACAAGAUUUUUCUGUGAACAAGCUUAACAGUUUAAAUGAAUUUUACCAAUUCAAAAAGCUUUUUGGCUUCUGUUGUCUGAUCAUAUUUGUUACGAUGUGUGAGCCUUGUUUUACUCUGAUGCCUUGGUGUGAUGUCAGAUCUCCACAGUCGGUUGUCCUCGUUUGAACCCCCCAGCAGUGGUAGCUGUUAGCUUGAGCUUUGUUGUUCCACCCAGUCUCCACCAGUUCCUCUCCAUUUGGCUUUAUACUCCAUCAGCUUUAUGAAGGCUGACUGCCGCUUUCCUUUUCGGGGCUGUUUCAUCUACAUCUGUUACCCCCCACCAGCUCUAAGAGGGUGAUCCCCACCCCCCAAUGUCCCUCCCUCUGUUUUCACACUUUUGUGCCAACCCCCAGCAAGUUGUCUGCUAGGAUCUGCUAACACCAGCACUGGACAUCCAGGAUCAACAGUCUGCCGUGUUUACGUGCUUGUCCUUUUUUAUUUUUAUUUUAAAGCUAUAGUACCACCUGGGGGACACUUAAGACACAUGUCCAGCACUUAGCCACGUCAGCAGUCUUUACAAACAUUUGAGUGCAGGUCGAUCUGAAGCUUUUUGCAAGGCAAUUAAAAGGGCCACAUUAGCCAUUGAUGUAGAGAUAUGCAGAUUGAACCCAGUGGAGUUGAGGACGUGUUUGUGAGUCGGGGGAAUUUAAGAAAGUGCCGGCUUUUACUCUUGCUUCCCCCUGCUGUGGCGGAGUGGAGAAGGUCAGUGGAAAUCGAUGGAGAACAAAGGAACGUUUACUUUCCUGCAGGAAAUUUACUGAUCAGCAUGGUAGCUUCGCUGCAUGAACAGGAGCCAUACAAUGGCUUUCUGACCGCAGUCUUACAAAAAAAGUUACAGGUAAAUGUAGACUGCAUAAAAUAAUUGUACAUAAUGCUAUAACUUUUCCAUAUAUUGUCACAUUAAACCAAAUACCUUAAUGGAUUUUAUUGGAAUGUUAUGUGAUGGACAGCAUAAAAGUAGUGCAAAGCAUAACUGUGAAAUGAAAGGAAACCCACAUCACAAAAUGUUUUACAAAUAAAAAUCUCAAAUGUGUUCCUUGCA